This is a messenger RNA of Oxyura jamaicensis (ruddy duck), 3937 nucleotides long. It is a transcript of the gene SMTN, whose product is annotated as smoothelin. Bases 56 to 3049 code for a protein of 997 amino acids. Gene Ontology annotation, biological process: actin cytoskeleton organization. NCBI's taxonomy places the organism in Eukaryota, Metazoa, Chordata, Aves, Anseriformes, Anatidae. The record is from RefSeq and is a predicted model, not a curated record. Gene Ontology annotation, molecular function: protein binding. Gene Ontology annotation, cellular component: microtubule organizing center; filamentous actin. The transcript is spliced from 21 exons.
GCGGGACCCCGAGCUCCGCGGUGCGACCCCGGGAGCCGUCGGCGGGGCGGGCGGGAUGGCCCAGGAGAGCCUGCUGGGCAUGGACGAGGGGGCGCUGAGGAAGCUGCUGGAGGCAACGCUGGACCUUGCUGAGCGGCGCCGCAUCCGCUCGGCCAUCAGGGAGCUGCAGCGACAGGAGCUGGAGAGGGACGAGGAGGCACUGGCAUCCAAGCGCUUCCGCCCCGAGCGUGGCAGCCACCGGCAGGACAACAAGGAGAAUUGGCUGCGGUCCCAGCAGCUGGAGGAAGAGCAGCAGAAGGCUCUGGCUUCCCUGUCCCGAGAACUUGAAUCGAUCACCGAUGUGGAAGAGCUGACAAAGCUGCUGCGAGCAGCCAGUGAAUACGAGGAGCGCAAGCUCAUCCGGGCUGCCAUCCGCAAGCUGCGGGCUGAGGAAAUUGAAGCUGCAACCCUGGCUGGUAAUGUGCAGAGCAACCGGAGGCAUGGCACCGAGUCCCCAGCUGUGCCUGCAGAAGGCAGCCAGAAGGAUGAUGCUGAAGCGCCAGCUCUGUCUGGGAACGGGAAGAGCAGCCAGAGAGGAGACUCUGAGCUUCCAGCUGCAGUGAGGAGUGUGGACAACAGCUGUCGGGGCAGCACUGAGUCCCUGGCUGUAGCCAGGAGUGCGGAGAACAGCCAGAGGGGUGAUGCUGAGCAGCCGGUGCUGGCUGGGACAGAGGAGAGCGGCCAUGGUAGCGAUGCAGACCAGCUGCCUGCUGAGGAGCCUGAACGUUCUGUGGCCCAUGAGCAAGAUGCAUCAGUGGAGCAGGAGCAUGCCCAAACUGAGACACGGGAGCUGAACAGCCAGCAGCUGAGAGGGCCACAGAAACCCAGUGCCCAGGGCACAGCCUCGGGAACCCUGGUGAUCCUAGACCUGCACCCAGCACUGGAACCUGCUCCAGCACCGGAGCCUACCCCAGCCCUAAAGCCUGAAGAUGAUGCCACGGAGCCGGAGCAGGUCCAGCCAUGCACUAAGCCUGUGUCUGAGUGUGAACUGCAGUACCAGGCCUCCUGGAAAGACAAGAGCCCCAGCAGCCCCUCUGCCAUGCAGGAACCCCACACCGAACAGCUAGAAACCCCAUGCAGCACGGGGCAAAGCCGCCAGGCAGAGCAGCAUCCCCAGCAUCAGCCCUGUGCUGUCAGCCAAGGCAACCAGUUUGUCGUCUGUGUGCGAAGCCAGGCAUCAGGGAAGGCUGUGAAGCUGGAGGAGAAGCGAGCGGCGCCCUCCCAGGAUACAGCGAAGACCCCGGCUCGCCUGAACACUCACCGCUGGGAGCAAACACCGUCCUCCCCGUGCCCGGCUGGCCGCGUGGAGCCGAGCCCCGACGUGCAGCGCUCCUCCUCGGUGCGGGACCGUGCCCAGCGCUUCGCCCCUGCGGCCCCGGCGGCGGCGGGCGGCCCCGAGGGGGCGGGCGGCUCGGGGGGGCGGGCCGGGCCCGGCCAAUGGCAGCGGGGACCGCGCUCGGCCCCGUCGGGGCCCGCUCAAAACUCGCGGGGCGGAGGCGGAGGCGCAGAGCAGAGCCCGGCCCGGCCGCCCGCAGGCCCCCGCCCCGUCGGCUCCUCCGGUGCCCACGACGGCAUGAAGACCUACUUCACCAUCGAGAUCAAGGAUGGGCGCGUGCAGCCCCUCACGCAGUCCCUCACGCCCCGCGUCGUGGCCGCCCCCGGCAGCCAGCGGGCAGAGCUUACCCUGGGGCUUAGGAGCACCCCCAUCCGCAUCACCACCAUCCCCAGCAGCAGCAGCAUCUGCAGCAUCAGCAGCAAUGUCAUCAAGGACCCUUGCGCUCACUUUGAGGCCACCGAGGAGCCCGGCAGCCCCGUGGCCCAUCCACCCACUUUCUCCAGCACACGCCAGCAGUCGUCUGUGCACCUCUCCCGGAGCAACAGCUUUAUGGAACCAGAGCUGGUGGAGCAGCCCCAGGCACCAAGGGUGGAGCCAGAGCUGCCCAACGGCAUGGAGAAGGUCCAAGUGAAGGAGGUGGAAAAAAGGACCAAGCUAAACGUUGAGGAGCUGAACAGGAUUGAGGAUGAGGAUGUUCUGGAUAAAAUGCUGGAUCAGACGACAGACUUUGAGGAGCGACGACUGAUCCGUAAUGCCAUGCGGGAGCUGCGUCAGCGCAAGCGAGACCAGCGGGAGAAGGAGCGGGACCAGAGGCUGCAGGAGAUGAAGAACCAGGCUACAGCAGGCAGGGCCGGCCACACCACCGAGACCACUACCACGCAGAGCUCCCAGUCGGCCGAUGGCUCAGCCCGCAGCACUGUCACCAAAACAGAACGCCUCAUCCAGUCUAAUGAUGGCACCAAGACUUCCCGUACAACAACCAUGGAGUCGAGUUAUGUGAAGAGAACAGACAAUGGCAGCAGCACAUUUGUUCAAACCAAAUCAUCCUACAGCUCCUCUUCCAAGAAGACAGGCAGCAUCUUUGACCGGGAAGAUGAGAGUGCCUCAAGGCAGAGCAGUCUGGCGGCCCUGGAGCGGCGCCAGGCUGAGAAGAAGAAGGAGCUGAUGAAAGCUCAGAGCCUGCCCAAGACAUCCGCCUCACAGGCUCGUAAGGCCAUGAUUGAGAAGCUGCAGAAGGAGGGUGGAAGCUCUCCAAACCCUGCGGCAGCACGCACAGCUGUGCAGCGCUCCUCCAGCUUUGGUGUUCCCAAUGCCAGCAGCAUCAAGCAGAUGUUGCUGGAUUGGUGCAGAGCCAAGACCCGGGGCUAUGAGCAUGUGGACAUCCAGAACUUCUCAUCCAGCUGGAGCGAUGGCAUGGCCUUCUGUGCUUUGGUCCAUAACUUCUUUCCAGAGGCUUUUGACUACAGCCAACUCACACCCCAGAAUCGCCGUCACAACUUCGAGGUGGCCUUCUCCUCUGCAGAGAUGCUGGCAGACUGCGUGCCCCUGGUGGAGGUGGAAGACAUGAUGAUCAUGGGGAAGAAGCCAGACCCCAAGUGCGUCUUCACCUAUGUGCAGUCCCUCUACAACCACCUGCGUCGCCACGAGUUGCGCAUGCGGCAGAAAGAGUGCUAGAGCCUGCCCUGGCCUGCAGCUGCCCGACACCUCACUGCCCCCUCCCCGCAGGGACGCCGGUGUGCGGAGGAGCUGCUGCUCCGCGGAGAGGCUGGCGGGAGGGCCUGGAGAGGCUGUGGGGCUGGCGCUGGGGAAGGGGGGACUCUGUCACUUGGGUCACCCCCUGCUUUGGCCUUGCUGGAGCUCCUCGGUCAGCCCCCUGCCCUGGCUGGCUGCCAGCCGGCUGAAUGCAUGGGCAGGGCAGGACAGUGCCAGGUGGAUGCUGCCCAGGAUGCCACCCUCCCUGCAGCCAGCUUGGCUCUCCUCCCCCCCCGCCAUGCUCUAGCAUAUUAAGUUAUUCAUUUUCAGUGAAUUGUUUGUAUGUGGGCAGUGCCCCUGUUUCCCAGGGAGGCUGGGGCAUGGUCAUGCCCUCGGGCCCUGAGCCAGCAUGGGUCCGCAUAAGUGCAGCUCAGCCCGCGGACCCCCAGGAACCAGGGCCCUGGUGGGCACUGCUGGUUUUGGUACAUCCAUGAGGCAGAGCACCUUGGUCUCCAGGCAGCCCGAGAGCGGUUUUCCUGGCCCCCCUGCAAGGAAGCCAGCCUCUCUGCCCACCACAGUCCCUGCUUGGUGCCACCUCUCUGGGAUGGCCCCGUGCUGACACCCUGCUUCCCACUGCACUCACGUGCCCAGGGCACUUCCACGGCAGGGACCUGCAGCACCCACGUGCUGGGGAGCUGGAGGGGAGCAGGGAGGGCGCGAGGGGCCAGGGCCAGGGUCUAGGCAGCCCCCGUGCUCCUCCCCAGCUCUGGGCAUGUUGUGCUCAGUGCCACUCACCCCUUCAUCACCGUCUACACCUGCGUUGACACGUGUACCAACACCAGCCAGACAAUAAAGAUUUAUUCUAUAGGG